UGGAUUGCAGUGCGGAAGGUGAACUUCUAUUUCCCAGGAAACCGGUGCCAGUGAGUGAACAGUGGUGAGUCCAGCCAGCAUUCCUCGCAGCAGCAGCGACAGGUGACAUACGUGCAGAAGUACAGAGACACUUCCCUGUACGGCACAGCCUCUCCCACCCGUGCACCGUGUUUCAUAAACCUCCAAGCCCCUCCACUCCUGCCACAGUGCCGAGUGAACGCCACAGUUCCACUGAGACGUGUUCUAAAGUAAAAUUAGGUCGAGAGAUUCUCUUUUCGAGGAACGGAGUUAUGGCCGACUCGUUUCUAGAACGGUUCAAGGCGCGAGCUAAGCGAGGAAAUAGCGAGGACUCGGAAAGCCAAGAGGCACAGGAGGUUGAAGAGGAUGACGGCAAGAAGCCACAGGAAAGAGGAGACCAGAGCGUCAGGCAGAUGAGCAAUGGAGGAGGAGGCGGCAGAGAGGGUGACACGAGGAUUCGAAUGGAGGCGGCCAGCGUCGCCUCGCGGCACGGUUCGGGGUUUGGCUUCGCGGGGCAGCACAAUGUGGCGCCGCGCGAGGACGUGGGAGGGGACCGGGGGAGCCUCCGAGUGAGGCACGGAGACUGCCCCGGUGCGGCCAGGGAAGACGCAGUAGCGGGGGCAGCAGCGGCGGCGGCAGCAGCGGCGGCAGCUAGCGAAGUCCGUGACAGCGAGAGCAGAAAGAUUGGCGAGCCAGAGAGCGACCACAGCCAUGACGCCAUCGGGGAGGACUUUGAGUUCCUGGACAUGCAGCAGGACAGCAGUCUGGCGGAUGAAUUUAUGCAACAUUUUGACAGAUACCUCGUGAGGCCAGCAGCGGACGAUUUGGAGCCUCUCGCGGACUCAUCUGAAGACGUGAACAAGUAUGGGAGUCACAACAGAACCGAAGCGGCUAUGGAGCGCGAGCCGCAGAUGUCGGCUCGUGAGGGCAAGGGCGGCGGGAACUCGGAGGUCGAGACGGUGGUGGGCGCAGGCGGCCAUUCUGACCUCGACCGCAAAUCCCCGGCGAGGACUCUCGAGGGGACGCCGCCGUUUGCUACGGUGGACGACGCCGCCGCCGCGGCUACGUCCAGGAGAUCCGUUGGAGGCGAGAGAGACGACGCCGCGGGGCUCCGGCGAGGUUCCCCCAUGUUCACGGCAAACGCGGGGGACGCAAAUGUGUUCCAGCGUCAUGCACCAAGCGAGGAGGCCCAACAGCGUCUGAUGGAAAAGGACGGCUGCUUUGGCGAUGCCAUCGGUCACACCGCCACCACUACGGACCGUGCCUUGCAUUCAGUGCCUGUAGAAAGGAUGAGGGCCGAAACGUCAGUCACCGACGGUCACAACACAUCAGCGCUGACGUUACAUCCGCCACCUGCAUCCCAAUCGUCAUGCGCCAUAUCGCCUCUGCUGCCACCAUUCUUAGCAUCUCCAGAGGCGCGGAGCUUUCAGCCGAGCUUCGCUCCGUCGUCGUUAAACUCGGCACCGCCAUCUCCUUCAACUACCUCACCGCGCUGGGCCAAUGAGUGCACAGCAGGCGGCCGGGAGCACGAAGGCGAUCAGGAAUUCGCCGGCGUUGCUGACAAAGAUGAUUUUGAAAAUCAUUUUUAUGUUGAGUGUUCGUCACCCCCAUUGGAUUUCACGAUCCAAAAGCAGCGAGCCUCACUCAGCAAGUUAGGAGCACUGGGCAAUCGCAAACCGGGGAAACCGCGGCCAGCAGACACGGACUCGGAGUGGAUGUACAGAGACAGCACCGAUUCUCCAAGUGCCGAGUUGCCCAAAGAGGAGCCACCCACUCAGAAGAGAGGUCCGCCAGGUGGCUUCAGGCUGCCUGCUCUGGGACCCUCCUUGCCUGGCGUGCAGAUGUUCAGGAAGAAAUCUCAAGACAGUGAACAUGGCGAAGUCUCUCCCAAACCACCAACCAAAGAAUUAUUCAAGUCUAAGAGCAGCCUGGGCCUUCCCCUGCCCGGAGCUAGAAGACAGCUGCCAGUUCCGGCCAGUGAUGACGCCGACAAACAAGGGUCGGAGCCUCCCCAAUGGUUAAAGGAACUCAAGUCAAAACAGAAAAAGCCUGCCAAGGAAUAGACACCAAUGUGAGCCUGGAAAAGGUUUUCAUCUACGAGCAGCACUGUGAAUCGUGACAUGAUGCAGGGUUAAUUCCAUAUAUCCUGAAAUGGGUAUUCUGAAUGUUUCUACUUAAGGAUUGUAUCAUUCGCAGACAAAUAAUUUUAAAUAUAUAAUCUCUGCAGGAAAAGUCUUUGCAUGUACACAGACAUAUUCGCGUACAAUAUGUUCAGGCAUUUGCAUAAGUCACUUUUUUUAUUUGCUUAGAAGUUUAAUAAAUACGCGGCUAUGCUUGUGUUAAAAACUCUUUUUAUUUUUCCAUAAGCGACCUGGCCACGAAUGAUAGCUCAACGAAGUAGCUUAUGUGGAAAUUUAUAUCAGUAAAAUCCACCAAACGCGUGUUUCUAAAUGUGGAGGGAAAAACCAAGGGACCCGGAGAAAAGUCCAUGUGACCACGGGGAGAACAUGCAAACUCCAAAUAGACUCCUGUAUGCCAGGCGAGGUAGUUAACAUCUCGCCACUGUCGCACCCCGUUUACUUUGGUAGUUUGUUUGGCCUUAGCUCUCCUCUCCUCCACACGUGAGAUUUAUCAUGGUCUUGACGGAAGCCGAUGGCUCCCCGCACACGUACCCACACAACCGGGGCACUGAGGGCCGUGCUGGUCAUACGCAAUGCAGAGGUCACGGUGGAUCGAAUAACUCAACACAGAGGUCGUCGCAGUCACGGAGAUUCCUUACAGGAUCUGUCCACCAGACACAGCUAAACAAAUUGGCACGUAUAGUAGCUGUCAAAGCGCUUUGAGUGAAGGCGCUCUGUAAAUUAUAUUAACGUGCCAAAUUAUUUCAGCUCGCGCGGGUAAGUUAAAGCACAAUAAUCCUCACGGCCAAAUAUAGCAAUCAGAUUUAUCUACCGCUUAUACCCGUGACCAUUCGCUUAGCUAUGUUGGGUGGACUUUGACACAAAUGUUACCAUAUUAGGACGUGGCCGAACCCAAACAUUCAUAAUGCAUCAGUGGUUGAAAUGCAUUUGCCGGGAGCUGGUGGCUCUGCAGCACGCGGCCUAUAACCCAGCACUGUGGAUGAGACGGCGGUGGGGGUUGGUGGAUCACGCACACGCUCAGGAAACUCCCUGCCCGUGCAGGGUAUUGCAGUAGCGCAAAUGGUGGGUUAAUUUCCUUAGUUACGGGGAUUGUUCGAUCCGCCUCGCACACGUGGGUUUUGUGAGGAUGCUCUGGUUUUAUCCCACUUGUGUAAAACACAACUCGCUCAUGGAGUUGGCCAAACAUCCCCCAAUUGUAGGACCGUUGAGCUUGAGGUAUGGUUGCCACCGGUUCUGGCUGCCUCCCCGCGUCGUGUUUGUGGCUUCGCGCGCCUCUGAAUCAUUCUCAUUCGGACUUUCUGUGCACUGUGCUCAACCUGUAAAUAAUAAAUUGCUUCACUGUUGAUUACACUG
Petromyzon marinus (sea lamprey) is the source of this 3512-nucleotide messenger RNA. Its product is annotated as KIAA1671 ortholog. The record is from RefSeq and is a predicted model, not a curated record. Lineage: Eukaryota; Metazoa; Chordata; Hyperoartia; Petromyzontiformes; Petromyzontidae.